AUGUGGGGGCCACUGACCGAGCUUUCUCACCAUUCUGAGAGAUCGCAGUCCAUUGCUCACGGUGGACAGCGGCAGCCAAGACUAGCAGCAAAAUACCGCAAACCUUCACAUGGACACUGCUCCGCAAGAUUCUUCAGCUUUAAAACGCUGGAACCAGGCGCGCAGACCGCUCAGAAGGGGCUUCAGUGCCGAAUACUUGACUUAAGUUUCGGUAAAAUGUCGCUGAAUCGCUUAGUAUGUUACGCUUUUCUGCUGAUGGCAUUCUUCUCCUGUAUUGUUGCGUUGCCAGUGAUGCUUGGUGAAGAUCUGGUUGAAACUCCUUCUGGUCUUUCUUAUCUUCUUAAGAGAAGAGAUGUUGCAUCUGCUCUCCCCUUUGAGCUACCUGAGCACCUAUUAAAAUCGAUGUUGAAGUACAGAAGGUAUUGA
Molecule: messenger RNA, 426 nt
Organism: Necator americanus (New World hookworm)
Lineage: Eukaryota; Metazoa; Nematoda; Chromadorea; Rhabditida; Ancylostomatidae
Exons: 5
Coding region: 1-426 (141 amino acids)
Source: RefSeq, a predicted model, not a curated record